AGGAUAUGUGGGAAGAAAAGGAGCUCACUUUUUUCAUCCAUUGUUGAAUCAAGACAAAGGUUGGUGACUAAAUGCAUAGGUGGUCAUUUACUGAGGUGAUCGUAAGGCAGAGUGCCACCUUAUUAUUGUCAUUGUCAAUAUGAAAUUGCUGAUUUCAUCAUUGCUGUGCAGGCCUUCCACUUAUUCUUUGUGACAUUUUUAUUAGUUUCUUGCUGGUCGUUUGACACCUUAAUGUUGUUUGGUGUCAAUUUGCAGUACCCUGUCCCCUGAAGCCGGAAGUGACAGUGAAAGCAGUGACAGUGACGAUGAUUUAGAGUCACCUGGACAUAAAGUUCCCAGUGUUGGAUUUGAAGGCAGCAGCCCACAGGGAUCACCAGUUAAACAAGCACCUGCCUCUACCGCUGCUUCAGAUAGCAAAAUGGAAGUUGAUCCCUCUGAUGGUGUGUUAUGAAAACGUUUAUGUUACCAUCACACACUCCCAAAUGGCCCAAAUCAUUCAACAUAAAUCAUAUUCUUUUUUAUUCUUUACUACAGUUCGAUUAAAGUUCCCCUCCAGAUUACACACAAUGCCUAACUCAUCCUUAGCAGCCACCAUAUUUCUCAGCCUGUGAAUACAGCCACCUAUUAUCACUUCUUGUCUUUAGGGAUGUUGUGUGAGGGAGAUGUCAGCGUUUUGGUCUCAAAAACCCAUACUGAUGAUGUAAAACUUUCCAGAAUCUGGUCAGGAGCUCUGAUUGGUCGACUAAGUAGUCUUAUACUCUUUCAUCUAUUGUUUAGAAGUGACAGACCAAAGGCAAAAGGCCACAAACAUCAAUUGUUCAAGGCUCCAAAUUAAUCAAAAAUACUCAUUUCCUAUAGUGUGUCGCUUGGCACUUGGUUUACCCUAUUCUCUGUGGAAUUUUCUCCACAUGUUUUACCAUUAUUAUCCUUUCCAGCAUGGUCAAUGGCAUUUGGACCAGGUGAAGUAGCCGUUGAUGAAGCAGUUUCCAUGGAUGCUUCCGAUGUAGGCUGGGGAGAUACACCAACAACAACAGCAGACACUGGCUGGGCCACAUUUGACAGUUUUACAGACAUUCGAAUGGCUCCAAGCAGGUGUGAACUCAAUAUGACUAUUAGUCACGUGCAACCUUGCCUUUUCGUAAAAUAUCUUGCCAAAUAAACUGCAUCCACUUGUUUUCCACUGCUUUCACACUCUAGAACCCAACCCAAAUAAACUUCAAGCACUGAUAGCAUUGUGGGUGCUGUAUUACAAAUAAUAAAGAGAAGCUGUUGACCUUCAACACAAUUCAGUUCAUCUCUGGCAGGGUUGUCACUAAGAUUUCAAGUUGCUGGGUAAAUACAACAAAUAGGCGGGGAAUCAAACAGCUAGGGAUUUCUUUUGGUUCUACUUUUCUUCUAUUUUCCAAUAAAAGUAACCGGGGGCCACUCUCUUAGUAGCCGGGGAAAAUCCCUGGCCGCCGGCUCUUAAUGACAACCCUGCUCUGGUGAUUGUGUCCUUAAUUCUCAUAACUUUCCUGUUCGAUUAAGCUGCUGGUUACAGGGAGAAAUCAGAUGCUAAUAAUUCUGUGGCAAUAUAGGUUUAAACAUGGUUGUGGUGAAUUGUAGUGACUUGAGCUUCCAGAGCCAGCUCGCAGGCUUAGCUAUGUUAUUUUGUUUUAAAUAACUUUAAGCUAGCCUGUGACUCCUCAGUGUUGUACCCUCCCCAUCUGUACUCAGUAUACUCCACUGUGGUCCUGUUUACUUGCUGUUUGAACCUUGAACGUGGUUGACUUUUGUUGUUUUCAGUGAAUCAUCGGAAGAUGCAGGCGAUUCUCCUGUAGCCAUGGAAACAGAGACACCACAAGUUAUUGCACAGGCAGGAGCAGCGUACAGUAAGUUAACUGUCGUCAUAGAUAUUAAUACCUCAACUCAUUGAUGUACUUGUGUUACAAUACUCAAAAUAUGAGUGAACAAAAACGUAUAAUCACCGUUUCGUCAUUGAGAGAUUUGUGUGCUGGUUUCUUUUUUGGUAUGUGAUCUUGUCAGUCUAGAGAAAAUGUCAUGAGCGCUCAUUAGAGUAAUGGGCUUGUUUUUCCUUGAACAAGUCGCAUGGAAAGUUUUUUAAUCUCUGGUUCAAAAAUUCUAUUUUGAGCCUUUAAGUAUCUCUAGAAAUAAGAUAUGGGCGAAAAGUUUGUUCUCCGUUGUUCAAUCCCAGUUAUCUCUAUCUCCUUGUUCUGACGGGACAGUUUUUUCCCAUAUGGGGAUUUAGCUCCCAAAAUGCUUCACUUCGUCAUAUCGUUACUUAUGAGGGAAGGGUGGGGAAGCUAAAAGUUUUGCCGAUGGGGUGGGUGCUUAUUUGGGGGUGGUCAAUAAUUGGACCGAUCGAUCAUUUGAGGAAAUACAGAACUGCACUGGAUAUAUAUAUAUAUAUAUAUAAAUGAUGCACUCUCCUGCUUUAAUUUUGUUAUAGUUGUUAAAGAAGAUACCAGCCCAAACAAGGAAGAUGAGCUAAGGUACUUAAUUAAAUCAACACUCUUUUCCUCUACAACCUGUUAAUUUACUAUGUUUAUCUAUUGGUCGCCACUUGCCUCGUCCCUAGGCCUCAUUGUUCCGCGCGGCCAAUGCGUUUUGGGUCACGUGGUCCAAGCGAGUUAUGCAUUGACCGAGAAGGCUUGGAAAUAUGUCUUACAGGGACCAGGCAAAGUCGCAUCUGAAAGCAUAUGAAUUUUUUUAUUAGAACACAAGGCCUGGUGUCCAGUGCUGAGGAUCUUGGAGUAACCCGGGAUACAGAUGAAGGAAAGUCUACAGAGCAGACUGAAGCUUCCCCUGCCUUGGACAGAGCUGCUUUGUACAGGUAGAAAUGACCGGGAAGCCAGAAUGGUUAUUUCAAAUAUCGAAAUAGUAAUAUCGUGUUCUGAUUAAGUAGUUUAAUAAGACAAUGGCAAAGUUAACCUUCCCGUUCCUCGUUUCCUUAAAAAAGGCAAGCAUCCGUUCGUGAAAAAUGUUUUCGUGUGAUAGAAGUCAGUUACCGCAGAGUAGUAUGUUUGUUUACCCGUUUCACUUCUAGCUAGUUAUUUUGGAAAUGCAAGGUCGAGAGCCAGAGUUUCACUGCAAUAGAACGCGUAGACGAUCGAAUGAGCCAAUCAGAUCUCACAGAAAACACGUGGCGGGAAAACGCCUGUGCGCAAGUGACGAUUGCUUUCAGUUUUGAUUCUCAUUGGUUGGGAAGGUAGUGUCAGAUUUCUUAGCCAAUCAGAAUGCAAAGCAGGUCAAAAUCAAAGUAAAAAGAAAGCUUGUUUUCUGUUUUGUCAUCAGGUGCGAGGCUCAACCAAGUGAUAGCUCAGCACCUUUAGCGACAAAUGAUAGUGAUGAUGACAUUUCAGAUGACGAAACCACUCCAGACAAAUGUGAGGAAGCUUUCUCUAGGUGAGAUGGGCUGAAGAACAGCUCUGUUCUUCCUCUGUAUUUUAUUGGCACUGACUUCUACACUUCUGUGUCGUAAUACUCCUUUUUGCAGUCUUUUAAGAAAAAAAUUUGGAAUGUUGUAGGGUGUAAAGUUAAAUUUCAACUUUCUGCAGCAUAUUAACUAAUUCCAAACUUCUGUUAACACUGCAAAUAAACCUGCACCGUGAGCUUAGAAACUUGUAGCUUGUAGAGAAGAAAAAUCUAACUCGUUUAAGGGAUGCUAAAUACUUUGUAAUAACUCUUUUUAGACUGACAGACGAAGGAACAAGAGGAGAAGGAUCUCCGGGCAGUGAGGUACUGGUAAGUUGUGUGUUGAGUGUGGUCCAUUUUGUGUAUUAUCGCCAAUUACGCGUCUUUACUCGCUAUGGAACCUAAAGUUAACGAAGAAUUUACUUGUGACUGACAAAAGGACAGCCUGGUUAUAAGCAAGUUUACCCCCCAAUCAUUAUAUUGAAGCUACAAACAACAGAGGGUUGUUUUUACCUUUCAUUUCCUUGCAAGAACAUAACUACACAGUGGAGUACAUUGUGUUCGAUCUGGCUUACACCACCAAGUUGUUUUGUUGUGUUGACUUAGGCCUAACAGAGGGUCUUUCGUUGUUUUCGUAUGCAGCCCCUGAAUAAUGUUCACGAGGCCAAAAUGACAAGUUCAAAGCUGGAUAAUGGACCUGUGGAAUUUACUACGGACAAGGCACAACAAGGAUCAUCAAAGAAGAGUAAAACGGAUCAAGACGCACCGCGGUAAAUCAUUAAGUCCAUUGGAAGCGUUUAUUACCUAUUUUUCGUCGCUUGUAGAUGGUCUUAUCCAAGGGUACUUUGCCUACGGCUAGUAGUAUAUAAGGAAUGUUUUGCUCCUUUUUCGCGAAUAAAUCGUUUACUUAGCAGAAGAAUACAUCACUGCCGAGGAUGUCAUAGCGUUUUGUCUUUGUCUCUUGACUAAAAUUCUUGGAAUCUCAUUUUCGGUGGUUUUACCGGUUGAACGAGUUAUUUUGUUAUUUUUACGUCGUUGAAUGUCUUGGUCCAUGACUGGUUCAAUAAAAACUAAGAAAAGUGUUUAUUUAUGGAUUCAUGUUGUCGAUGAAAUCAAGGCGCUUGUGGCGGUGAUGAGAUAAAGACAAAAGGCCACAACUUCAUCGGCGUUAAUGUAUUUCUCCGCAAAGUAACAAGAUUCCUCGGCAAAAAAGGUGUAUAACAUCCCUGCUAUACUACUUUGAGAUGAUGCGAAUUCGCUUAACCUCUAUUAAGCGUUCACUUACCAAACAUCCAAAAAUCGUGUUUUGUAAUUACUGUUAACCUGACCUCUAGUUAAGCUUUUGCAGUCACUAACCUUUCCCUGAGCAUUAUUGAAUUAUUUUUUAAUGUCCUCACCAGCAGCUGAUCACUGAAUAAACCUAUAUAAGCCAUACGUUGACUAGAAGCUUCGACCUGUGUUUGACUUUUAAUACCUAAGAAACAUCCGAGCCUGUUACAAAAUCUUUGGUUCUUUUGUGCGAGUUUUAAAUGUAUUUAAGUGAAAUGUUAUAAAUUAUUGCAGCGAGUAACUUGUUGUUUCUUAUCAGUGUGAUUUUGUGUUUCAGAUCGCCUCUAAAAGAGUUGGAGUCACAAACAAAUCUAGUGAAUGGCCCAGGAUAGCUUGAAAAAAGAGAAUUAGUGGCUUGAUCACUGUUUGUAACCUUGAUAAUUUUGUAUGUUUAUAGAUGACGGACUGUGUAAAAUAUUUUAAUGAUGGCUUGGACUGCACUGUGAGUCCAGCCAUGUGGUUUAAUAGGAACCAUGAUAUGCUGUAUUCUAGAACGUCUUUGUACAUGCGAAGAUUUCUUAAAAGUCACUUCAUUUGACCAAAGGAUAGGGAACUUAGAGUCAAAUUUUUAAUGUUAUGAUAUAGAAAUCAAGGGAGGAUUGCCUUCUUUGUAAAGAUGAAUUGUUUGCUUACUUACUCGUUCAAAAGAUGAACUAUCUGAUGUUUACUGCGCUCCUGAAGUGAUCAUAUUAUUUUGUCUUUUCAUUAUCCUGGACAGAAAGCAGGUCGAGAUAAGAGUUGGGAAAAAUAAAAUAAUCAACGAGGACAGCGAAUGUGGUAUAAUUAUUAUCAGCGCUACUUUGACCGAUGUGGUGGCUUACAAGAACACUCCCGCUAAAGGGUACAUUUAGCGUAAAAAAACUCUUUCUCGACAAUUGUUUUUACAUCUUUCA
Messenger RNA from Porites lobata, 5636 nucleotides. The record is from the annotation of a GenBank genome assembly. NCBI's taxonomy places the organism in Eukaryota, Metazoa, Cnidaria, Anthozoa, Scleractinia, Poritidae.